UGUCUCACUGGAUGUUACAGCUUUGCCUUUUGCAGAAUGUGUUCCUCAUAUGGAGUAAGCCAGUCCUAAAGGAAAAUUCACUCCAACCAGAUGAUGUAAACUAUGCUCGGGCUUACCUGAAGAUGUUUUACAACUUAACUGAAGUCCGUCCAGGUCGUGCCAAAAGACAUACUCCAGAACUGGAAAGAAAAACUAAAGAAAUGCAGUCCUUCUUUGGGCUGGAGGUGACUGGGCAGUUGAAUCCUCAGACCAUUAAAGUGAUGAAGAUGCCACGCUGUGGAGUUCCUGAUGUGGAAAAUUACCACUUCUAUCCAGGCAAACCAAAAUGGAGAAACCACACAAUCACAUACAGGAUAGCAAAGUAUACACCCGAUCUGAGCCCGGAGGAGGCGGAAAGGUCUUUUCAUAUGGCCUUUAAGAUAUGGAGUGAUGCAGCACCUCUAAAGUUUGUGAAGAUAGACAAAGGGGAAGCUGACAUUUUAAUUGAUUUUGGAUCAAGAACUCAUGGUGACUUUUUUCCUUUUGAUGGACCAAGAGGUGUCUUGGCACAUGCUUUCGAGCCAGGAGAAGACAUUGGAGGUGACACACAUUUUGAUGAGGAUGAAAUAUGGACAAUGGGCAAUACAAAACCAGGGUACAAUCUAUUCACAGUGGCAGCUCAUGAGUUUGGCCAUGCAUUAGGCUUGUCUCACUCCAGAGAUCCAACAGCAUUAAUGUACCCAACCUACAAAUAUUAUAACUCUGGAGUAUACACCCUUCCAAGAGACGAUGUUCUUGGUAUACAAGCUCUCUACGGAGAGAAAAAUGCUAGAAGACCUGAGGUUGUAACUGUUCCAACAAAAUGUGAGCCCACCUUGUCCUUUGAUGCUGUUGCAGGAUUUGGCAAUGAAAUUGCCUUUUUCAAAAACAGGUAUAUGUGGCUCAGAGGGACCUGGAUGAUGUAUUGGAACCUGAUAAGGGAAGGCUUCAUUAAUAAACUCCUAAAAAACUUUCACUCAAGUAUUGAUGCUGCUUAUGACAUCCCUGGAACUGGUAUUACAUACCUUUUUACAGGUCCAAAAUAUUGGAUUUUAGAACAAGCAACAAUGAAAAGCCAUGCCAGAUCAAUCUAUGAUUUUGGAUUUCCAACUAUCGUAAAACAGAUUGAUGCUGCUGUAUAUAUCAAAGAAACUGGAAAGACAUUCUUCUUUACAGGAGAUGUAUAUUACAGAUAUGAUGAAAGGCUAAAUAAGAUGGAUCCUGGAUACCCCAGGAGCAUUCAAAAUGACUGGCCAGGAAUAGGAAGCAAAGUGGAUGCUGCUUUUGAGUUGUCAGGUUACAUUCACUUCUUCUCGGGUCCUAAGGCAUACAAAUAUGAUUACCAACAGAAAUACGUUCUCUAUGUUGUUAAAGCCAAUGCUUGGUUGGGAUGUUAGCAGCCAUGGUAAAACUGUGAAAAUGUAUUUUUUAGAAAACCGUUUUUUUUUUAAGCUGUUCAAUUUGAUGGACAAAAUACUUCUGGAAUUUGGAUUUCCUUUUUGAAUAAUGCAACGCUGAACAAGCAAAAAAUCUAUAUAUAAAAAAAGAAAAAAUAACCCCACUUCAUUCCAUGAAAAUUAUAAUGAACUUUUUAUUGUAUACAACAGAGAAGACAUUCCUGGUUGUGUGUUCACACUGUUGUUUUACUUUAAAUGUUGAGGAA
Polypterus senegalus (gray bichir) is the source of this 1681-nucleotide messenger RNA. It is a transcript of the gene mmp20a, whose product is annotated as matrix metallopeptidase 20a (enamelysin). Bases 12 to 1415 code for a protein of 467 amino acids. The transcript is spliced from 10 exons. The record is from RefSeq and is a predicted model, not a curated record. Gene Ontology annotation, cellular component: extracellular matrix. NCBI's taxonomy places the organism in Eukaryota, Metazoa, Chordata, Cladistia, Polypteriformes, Polypteridae. Gene Ontology annotation, molecular function: zinc ion binding; metalloendopeptidase activity. Gene Ontology annotation, biological process: collagen catabolic process; extracellular matrix organization; proteolysis.